Messenger RNA from Balaenoptera musculus (blue whale), 1346 nucleotides. It is a transcript of the gene RP9, whose product is annotated as RP9 pre-mRNA splicing factor. NCBI's taxonomy places the organism in Eukaryota, Metazoa, Chordata, Mammalia, Artiodactyla, Balaenopteridae. Gene Ontology annotation, biological process: RNA splicing. The record is from RefSeq and is a predicted model, not a curated record. The transcript has 2 exons. The coding region runs from base 6 to 674 and encodes 222 amino acids.
CGAAAAUGACUUGCACAGGUUUCCCGGCCUCCAGGGACGAAGAUCUCGAGGGGAGGCGCCCGACCCGGAGAGGGGCCCAGCCACGCGCAGAACGGGCUCUGGGUCCCCACAGAGCGUCCUCAGCACCGAGACUCCUGGCCGCCGCCAGGGGGCACGCUCCGGCCUCCGGCACCAGCCGACCUGACUGCAGGACCCGGCGCUCCGAUCAACAACUUGAGGCCGCGCUAGCCUUUGGGCGGCGCGGUGCAGGCGGCCGCGGAGGGGACACCCGGCUCGGCCCGGCGGGACGCGGAGCGGCAGCGGGAGGGGGCGCUGCGGGGCUAGGCGUUCACAGCGCAGAGGAAGUACCGUCUUCGCCGCGCCGGUCGCCUCAGCCGCGCCGUACGGGGCCGCCUCAGCCACGCCGCGCGGGGCCGCGAUGUCGUCCCGACCCGGGCGCGACGACGCGGGGGCAGGGGGCGCGCGGCGGCCGCGAGAGCCUCUGGAGCAGGAGCUGCAGCGACGCCGGGAGCAGAGGCGGCGGCGGCACGACGCGCAGCAGCUGCAGCAGCUCAAGCACCUGGAGUCCUUGCCCCCAAAGUCAUCUGAGUCUUCCACACAUGCUCCUGCCCAUUUUCCAGCUCUGUCACUCAGGUGCUCCUGGGCUACUGAGCAUAACAGAAUGGACAUUUUGAGAAUAUGUGGACUUUCAUCUCUGCCUUCCAGCCCCCAUAGGGCCAGGCUGCAGGAACAACUGGGAUGGAGUAUGCUUACGUGAAGGACUCUUCCAAAAGAAAUCCUACCCCAACACUCAAAUACACGAAGAGUAUUAUUAAGUACUUGGCAAAAUAAAGAUUUUUUUGUCCCAUGCCUAUUUAGGAGAUAAUCUCUUAUCGAAAUUUAUCUUAAUUUAGUCUUUAUACUGCCCAGGGCAACCUAUCACAAUCUGAAUGAUAUAAUGGCAAGGAUUCACAGAUGGCACAAAAUAAUGGGCCUCUACUAACUUUUUUUUUUUUUAAUUCUGAGGAUUAAUUACAAAGAUAAUGCACACUUCUCAGCUGUCACAGCACAGAAGCCAGCUACUCAAUAAACACACUCCGAUUCUCAUUUCCAAAUGUUAUUUUCAAUAGUUAAAUAUUACCUUAAUCUUUGAGAAAUAUCUUUUUAACAUGCUACCUAAACUAAUGAAUUGUUUAGCCCUAGGAAAAAACAUCAACCACAUUCCUUUACACUUGUGGAAACAGUUCUAAAAUGGACUUUUUUAGGGAAGUCCAUUGCUAAUAAUAACAGAUUUCAAAACGUGCAGUUCCAGGGGCUUCCCUGGUGGCGCAGUGGUUGAGAAUCCGCCUGCCAAUGCAGGGGACACG